CGAUGCGCUUCCUCUCGGCACGUUGGUUUUUUUUGUUUGUGCAUUUUGUCAAAAAUGUUAUCGUGUGUGAUUUUGAGUGGUUUGAUGAAAUAUGGAAAUAUUUUGGUGCAGUGACGUGAUAUGUGUCUUGUUACGCAAGUUGGACUUUUAGAAAAUCGGUGUUGAUACCAAAUCAACAAAAUGACGUCUCGGUUAGAUCGCCUUUUCGUUCUCCUGGAGGCGGGUGCUGGAGUGGCCACGCGGCGGGCGGCGGCGUUGCAACUGGGCGAGGUGCAGAAAGCUCACCCCGAAGAGCUGCAUCGCCUGCUCGCGCGGCUCAUGAAGCACCUGCGCUCCUCCGCCUGGGAGACCAGGGUGGCGGCUACACAGGCUGUCGAGGCGAUACUAUCAAAGGUCCCAGAGUGGCAUCCGCCGCCCUUUACUACCAAAGAAGAGGAAAUUGAACAAGAUGACAACGGGCGGCUGAGGUGCGAGUCGUUCGACAUAAAGCAGGUUCUAGAACACGGCGCACAUCUUAUGGGCUCCGAGGGGCACGAGUAUGACCUCGAGGAAGAAGCACUUUCAGUUACAGAUAUGAAGGAUCGUAUGGCAAAACAGCGACAGCAGUUAAACUCAAGGCUGGGUUUGGAUGUGGCGUCUUCGCUGGGCAUGGAUAUCAGUGGGGUGUACUCCAACGACGACCUCUUUCCCGCGAAGUCAGCAACCAAGUCCGAAGUUACUAGAAGGCCAGUCCAAGAGCUGAUGUCCAAAGGUCUCAGCUCGCGGGAGAUGAACUUGGCGAAGAGAAAGGCCCGCGCCGCGUUCAGCAAGCAGAAGUCGCGCGAUUGCGAUGACACCCCCUCAACACCCACCACUCCGGUAACACCAACCACGCCCACCACGCCCUUACUUGUACUGACUCCAAUGGAACCGGAGAGAAAGAAGAUCAAACUGGAGCCACUUGAGGAGCUUCCCGAUAUGUCGUGCGGCGGUUGCGCGGUGCCGGGGCGCGACGGCCAGUGGGGCGAGGGCGGGCGCUGGCCGCUGCACGCGUGGUGCGCCGCCCUGCAGGCUCAGCUGGUGAGCGCGGCGUGGGAGGCGCGACACGGCGCCGCCAGCGCCCUGCGCGAGCUGUUACGCGCCCCACUCGCAGCCUCCGCCGGACACCGCGCCGGCAUGACGUCACAGCAAAUGGAGGACGCACACCAGGAAUGGUUGGAAGACAUGGCACUGAGAUUGCUCUGCGUGCUCGCGUUGGAUAGAUUUGGUGACUUCGUGUCGGAUCAGGUAGUGGCACCAGUGCGAGAGACGUGUGCGCAGACGCUGGGCGUGGCGUUGGCGCAAAUGCGCGCGCCGCGCGUGCGUCUUGUCGCGGAGCGCGUCGCGACUCUCGCGCGACAGCCGCAGUGGGAGGCGCGACACGGCGCGUUGCUCGCUUUCAAGUAUUUGCUGGCAGCUAGACAGGAAUUAGCAGUGGAGUGCGGAGCCCUAGAAUACCUUAUGGCUGGUUUAGAAGACGGGGCGGAAGACGUGUCAGGGGUCGCAGCGGGAGCCCUGGUGCCCGCUGCAGCGGCCCUAGCGGCUGCCAGGCCGGAGAGACUCGCGCGACUGGCAGCGAGGCUUUGGCAACUGUUGCGCGACCAGGAUGACCUCGCCACUCCUGCGAACGCUUACAUGGCACUUCUAGCUUCUUUAAUGGCUUUGCCCGCUGCUGCUACUAAGUUACAUCCCAUCGAUUUGACGGACGUUCUGCCAAGAUUGUGGCCGUACCUUGACCACUCUGCCAGCUCUGUACGCAAAGCGACUUUACAAACCCUGCGUACCCUCACUCGACCGCUCGUUACCUCAGAAAUAAACGGCAAUACGAACCGCAAUAAUAAUAUAGAAAGUGAUAAUAAUUGUAAUUCAAAAGUGACCUGUGACGAUAAUAGUGAAAGUGAAGUGAAAAGUGGUGAUGUGAAGUGCAACGGUGAAGUGAGCCAAUACCUGAUGUGGACGCCCGAGUUGUUGCAGGUGGCGAUGCGACACAUAUACCAAAGGGUGCUUUUUGAGCAUGUUCCUGAAAUACAAGAAAUUGCUGUGCAGGUGUGGCAAAAUUUACUACAACAUGCGCCACUGGGUAUGAUCCUGGUAGCAGCGUGUCCUAUACUAGCGCUAUGGCUGUGUCUGGCAAUGCAACCGGCGCGAAUGCCUCUAGACGCCUCGUUGCUGCUGAGCCCGCCCCCACCUCCAGAACCGAAGGAGCGACGCGGUCGUUCCAGCGGCCCCAGCGGCAACGACGAUGAGCCGCGUCCAGGUCAGAAGUGGUACCUCGGCGGCAACGAGUCCCAGCCAGCUGCGUUGAGGGACGCAGCGGUCACACGGGCGAGAUGUCUCGCUGCAGAGAUUUUAGGUUAUUUAUCGUGUUAUCUAGUCCAGCCGGCACCCGGCAUUGAAUACAAAGCAGAAGACGAAAGUCCUAUCGAUUGCUAUGUUAAGGUUAUGGUAGUGUACCUGAGAUCGGGCAGCGCUCUACAGCGGCUGGUUGCCGGUCUAGUGAUAUCGUCGUGGGCGCGACACACCGUCCAAUACCGGCUCUAUCCGCCACCCGUGCUCACCAAUGGCGUUACAUCUGAGGAAAAAGAAAGUAAAAAGGAAGACGACACAGAGGAACAGCAAAGCGAAUUAUUAUCAAAGAUGGCGCCGUCGAUGCUCGUCACGACACUGCACACGUCACUAAACCAGUAUCUAUACUACGACGAGGUCGCACUCAACUGUAAUAGGAUAUUACAAGAAGCUCGAGAUUUGUUAGCCAUGAUGAAGCAUUACAAGCUACCCAUAGAUAAUGAAGAGUUCAAUAAUAUAGUACGGCUCGAACAGGUAUCAGCAAUGACGACAGCAACGCAGCCAUUGGUGGCGGCGAUGAAGAUCAAGCGAGCGGCGCCGUCAUUGGAGGAGCGCCGCGCUGCAUUACAUUCUGCGGUCGCCAAUUGCACGCUUGAACAGGCCACGCUUAACGUCUCUGUCCAAGCAGCGUUAAGCAGUGCGGUGGCUCAACUGGCUGCGCUACCGGAGCGACUCAACCCGGUGGUGCGUCCUCUGAUGGAGAGCAUCAAGAAAGAGGCUUCAGAGGAGUUGCAGAGAGCCUCGGCGAGGACAUUAGCUGCUCUAUUGGCUCAACUUGUCAAUAGGCAAUCUGGUCCCAAUAAUAAAGUGCUAGUCAACCUGAAGGCGUUCCUUAGAUGUGAUCCUGAGUUCACGCCGCGUAUUUCGCUCGAAAACGCCCAAGAAGGCAAUGGCGAUUCCGGCAGCGGCGACAGCGGCACGGAGAGUAAAAAUGAAACACAAACUAGUCAUGGACCUACCUUGGAUAAAUACGACGGCAUCAUAACACUCCGCGAGCAAUACCGGAGCGCGGAGCGAGUGGUGCCGCGCCGUGGCAGACCGCCAGCCGCCCAUACGCAGCAACACAAUCAUGGAGAACUCGGCCUUGAUCAACUGUUCCCUAACGAGGACGAGGCUCGAAAGUUGCUUAGGAUCCAAAGGAGAGGCGCAACGAUGGCUUUAACUAGUCUUACGGAGUAUUUCGGUGACAGGCUGCCGGAGAAAUUACCGAAGAUGUGGGAGUUUAUCACUCAACCUUUGGAGAAAGUGAUGACUGACAAUGAGCUGGAAUCUCUAGAAGAAGAAGCGGCAGAGGAACUGAUAUCGCGGUUGCAAGUUUUGGAGGCGGUAGCUGCAGCGGUGGGCAAAGGUUUAUGGCCGAGGCUUCUUAGCGGCGUGUGCGCGUGCGCCGCACUAACGAGGGCGAAGUACACCGCCCUGCGGCAUAUGGCGGCGCGGGCGUUAGCUGCAUUGGCCGCGAGGGAUACCCAUGCGGUUAUGGAUACGUUAGUUCACGAGUUGAUCGAAGCGCUAUCGGAGAUGCGAAACGAUCGGGUGCGAUGCGGCGCGGCGGAAUCACUCGUGCGAGUGGUGGACUCGCUACAGCUGCAACUUGUACCUUAUAUAGUACUGCUCGUGGUGCCGUUGCUAGGACGCAUGAGCGACCACAACGAAGCCGUCCGCAUGAUGUCGACACGUUGUUUCGCCACUCUCAUACAACUGAUGCCCUUGGACGGAGCGGUCCCGGAACCUGCCGGCCUCUCCCAAGAAAUGCGCGAUAGGAAACUGAGGGACAAACACUUCCUUGAACAACUUUUCAACCCAAAGUCUAUAAAAGACUACAGUAUCCCCAUACCGGUGUCUGCAGAACUGAGGAGCUAUCAGCAGGCGGGUGUGAACUGGCUUCGCUUCCUGAACGAAUACAAACUUCACGGGGUACUGUGUGAUGAUAUGGGUCUGGGUAAAACGCUGCAGUCAAUCGUAGUUGUGGCUGGUUCGCAUUACGAACGCAGAAUCCGUUGCGAUCCCCAUAUGCCGUCGCUGGUCGUUUGCCCACCAACUCUUACUGGCCAUUGGGUGUUCGAAGUGAACAAAUUCAUAUCCACCAAAUACCUAACACCGCUGCAGUACGUGGGUCCGCCCACUGAACGGGAAAAAUUACGUGCUCAAGUACGCUUCUACAAUCUCAUAGUAGCGUCAUACGACAUCGUGCGGAAGGAUAUUGACUUCUUUAGCAGCAUUAAAUGGAACUACUGUGUGUUAGAUGAGGGCCAUGUCAUAAAGAAUGGGAAGACGAAGGCUUUCAAGGCCAUCAAGCAAAUCGUCGCUAACCAUCGAUUGAUACUCUCGGGAACGCCAAUUCAGAACAACGUGCUGGAACUGUGGUCGCUGUUCGACUUCCUCAUGCCAGGGUUGCUAGGUACAGAGCGUCAGUUUACGGCGCGUUACUCGCGGCCCAUCCUGGCCGCUCGGGACCCUCGUGCACCUCCACAUCAUCUUCAGGCCGGAGCUUUGGCUUGCGAAGCUCUGCAUAGACAGGUUCUACCUUUUCUCCUGAGGCGCGUAAAAGAAGACGUUCUGCGCGAACUUCCACCGAAGAUCACGCAAGAUUAUUACUGCGACUUGAGUCCGCUCCAGCGCCGCCUUUACGAGCACUUCUCUCGAGAACACAUGCCUCAGGAUCUCGAAUCGUCACGUACACAUGUGUUCCAGGCUCUUCAUUACUUACAAAACGUGUGCAACCAUCCCAAACUGGUGCUGGUCCCGGAGCACCCCGAAGCGAUGCGAGUCGCCAAACAGCUCGCUUCGCAAAGCUCUUCCCUGGACGACAUCGAACACGGCGCGAAACUGCCCGCGCUCAAACAACUACUACUGGACUGCGGUAUUGGCACAUCAGCAGCCGCUGGAGACUCCGUCGCCGUGGUCUCUCAGCAUCGAGCCCUUAUCUUCUGCCAACUCAAGAAGAUGCUAGAUAUUGUGGAGAAAGACCUCCUCCAGAAGCACCUGCCGUCUGUGACGUAUCUGCGUUUGGAUGGAGGCGUUCCACCUUACCAGCGUCACGCUAUAGUGACGCGGUUCAACACUGACGUUUCUAUAGACGUUCUUCUACUUACUACUGCCGUGGGCGGUCUAGGUCUAAACCUGACAGGUGCGGAUACUGUGAUCUUCGUGGAACACGACUGGAACCCGAUGAAAGACCUUCAAGCGAUGGACCGUGCGCAUCGCAUCGGACAGAAGCGCGUCGUCAACGUUUAUCGUCUCAUUACGAGAGAUACACUGGAAGAGAAGAUUAUGGGAUUACAAAAGUUCAAACUAAUGACAGCAAACACAGUGAUCAGCAGCGAGAACGCGGCAAUGGAGACGAUGGGCACGGAUCAAUUGCUGGACCUAUUCCAAACAUCGGCUGGGCCGGCCGGCCCUUCGACUUCCCAGCAACAACCACCCAAAUCGGCUAUAGGCAACCUUCCAGACCUGUGGGACGAUAAGCAGUACGAGGAAGAAUACGAUAUGAGCACUUUUGUCAAGAGCCUCAAGAAAAUGAAGGCUUAGUCAUAGCUAUAGGUACGCUUUUUAUUUUCAAUAACGUUUACCAUAUGCAAUAGUGAAAGCAAAGCGAUAAAUUAAAUAAUAACAGAUACGACAACUUUUGAAGUGAAGAUUGUCACGUAUUUUAUUGACUUUGAAUUGAGAUUCGUAGAUUUAUAUUUUAUCAGCUUCCACGCUAUGACAUUAAUUUGCAGAUGACGCUUAUAUUAGUUAUAAAUAAAUAAUUCACUACUCACAAUCGUCAUCAAUAGCAUAUAACAUACCACUGUUGGCCUCCACUGACCGGAGAUAUAUUCAUACAUAUAAAAAAUGUUAUACAUUAUUAAACAUCUUUAGAAAUGUAAAACCAUCAGACCAAAACAUUUAUAUUAGAAAUAUGACACUGCACGUUCUAAGACUCUUCAUAUACAAAUUACUGUUAUAAGUGUCACAGGUUUAUCACACCUGCCCCUAGUUAACGAACUUAGCUGUGUAAUAACGUAAAUCUGGAAAAUUAUGACGUCUGGUUCUCCAGUGACAAGUGACAGAUUUACACUGACUUUGAUGCGACGUUCGUUAAGAUGUAAACUAAUGAAUAUGGAAUUUUACUGCCGUAAGAUGCGUCAGUCGUAUGGCUUGAGCGUGCCCAUUCAACUUUAAAGUAUCCCAAUUUCCUGACUAAAGUUUAACCACCGGUAAAAGUGUUAUAUUAUAAUUGUGUGUUUCAUUGUUUAGAAGAAUUUUAAGCUUUAUUUUAAAGUGAAACUUUUAUUGCAUCGCCUCAGAAAUUUUCGACUGUGUGUUGCAUGUCGCGUGACGGUAGGCCGCGGAGUAGGGAUAAAGUGA
This is a messenger RNA of Pararge aegeria (speckled wood butterfly), 6714 nucleotides long. RefSeq names its product TATA-binding protein-associated factor 172 (gene Hel89B). The transcript has 34 exons. Gene Ontology annotation, molecular function: ATP-dependent chromatin remodeler activity; ATP binding; ATP hydrolysis activity. The coding region runs from base 181 to 5892 and encodes 1903 amino acids. Lineage: Eukaryota; Metazoa; Arthropoda; Insecta; Lepidoptera; Nymphalidae. The record is from RefSeq and is a predicted model, not a curated record.